Molecule: messenger RNA, 970 nt
Organism: Solanum verrucosum
Lineage: Eukaryota; Viridiplantae; Streptophyta; Magnoliopsida; Solanales; Solanaceae
Exons: 3
Coding region: 1-909 (302 amino acids)
Source: RefSeq, a predicted model, not a curated record
AUGAGGGUUACAAUACACGCGAAAUCAGACUCGGAGGUUACGAGCAUCGACGCACUGUACUAUGUUCAGAGUCCAUCGCACUCUCAACAGCAUGAUGUUGAGAAGAUGUCAUAUGGGUCUAGUCCAUUCGGGUCACCAACUCAUCACUACCACUGCUCUCCCAUUCACCAUUCCCGGGAGUCCUCUACUUCUAUGUUCUCUGCUUCUUUGAAGAACAAUCAAUUGGCUGUCUGGAAGAGAAUACCCAGAACCAGAAAUUACGAUGAUAAUGAAACGGGGGAUGAUGAAGAAGACGCCGACUAUGAUAAUGGCAAAUCUGUCAGAUUCUAUGUGCUCUGUUUUCUCUUCUCUUUCAUUGUGUUGUUCACCAUCUUCUCUCUUAUCCUUUGGGCUGCUAGUCUACCUUUCAAACCCAAAAUCUUUGUUAAGGGUAUGGUUUUUGAAAAUUUGAAUGUGCAAGCAGGGAUAGAUGGGACGGGGGUACAAACGGAUAUGUUGACUCUAAAUUCAACGGUGAGGAUCUAUUAUCGGAACCCAGCGAGUUUUUUCGGGGUGCAUGUAACAGCUACACCACUUGAACUUCAUUAUUACAAGCUCAAGCUCGCCUCUGGUCAAAUGAAGAAGUUCUAUGAGGCAAGGAAGAGUAAGCGGAUUGUGGUGGCUGUUGUUGAAGGCCAUCAAAUUCCAUUGUAUGGUGCAAUAUCAGUUCUUAGUGAUGCUAAAAACAGGAUUCAGAGUGUCUCUCUACCGCUCAACUUAACAUUCCUAAUAAGAUCAAAGGCCUAUAUAUUGGGAAGGCUGGUCAACCCCAACUUCUCUAUUCAUAUCUCUUGUCAACUAACUCUUAAAGGCAAUCACCUAGGCAAACACAUCAAUUUCACCAACUCUCAUUCUUGUACUUAUUCAUGAAUUGAUUUACUUCUUUUUUCUAUCUUUCUCCACUAAUUUAAAUUUCUUUUAAUUGUUGCUU